CACUACAAAACGACAUCGGUUGAACUGAUGUUUUCAGUUGAUGUAGAAUUAUUUUCUGAAACAGUUCUCGUAUUUCUCUCUGUCGAAGUACUCGUUGAGUCAUGCAAUCGGUAAACAACAUAAUUUCACGCCCAGACACUGUCGAUUUCGCUGAUGCACUUUCAAUCGGUCAUGUUCUCAUAAAUAAUUUAACAAAAAAUGGAGACAGGACGGUUUUGGUGUCUGGAGAGACUGGUAAAACGUUAUCUGCGAUCGAAGUACUGAGCAAAAGUAUUGUAAUUUCAAAGUCUCUUCUCGCUACUGGAAUUGGACCAGGUGAUGUUGUGUCGAUAGUGUCGGAAAAUCGUUUUGAAUUCAUUUUUGCGCUGUUCGGUACGAUGUUUCUUAAUCGUCCUAUAGCACCGUUGAAUCAUACAUACAGCGACAGGGAACUGGAACAUUCGUUCAACUUGUCGAAGCCAAAGUAUGUUUUUGCGAGUGCAUCCACAGCCGAAAGUGUUUUGAGGGCAGUAAAGAACUUGAGUUACGUAAAGAAAAUCAUUUUGUUUGACGACAUUGCAAAUGAAUCGGAUGGUCGCAUCACUAAGUUGGAAGAUUUUUCUAAUCCGAAAUUGAUUCAAAAUGUGAAGUUCGAACCGAGUGCUGUUAAUACUCUAACAACAACGUGUCUUAUCAUGUGCAGUAGUGGUACAACCGGUUUCCCAAAAGGAGUGCAGCUAUCCCAAUCUAAUGUCAUGCUUGGGGCAUAUCAUGGCGCAUCUUACAUUAAACCAACGUCUACGAGCGCGGACGAUAGUAAUCUUGUGGCCUUAGGACUGUUACCAAUAUUUCACGCCUAUGGCAUUUCUAUUCUCACAUGCAUGUUAGGUUUUACGUCCGGUAGACUAAUUUUGCUGAAGAAGUUUGAGGAGAAACUAUUUCUAGAAACCAUUGAGAAAUACCGUUGCGUUGUUGCGUUUUUGGUUCCACCUUUGAUGAUAUUUUUAUCCAAAAACCAACUUGUUGGUAACUACGAUUUAAGUAGCUUGCGAUUGAUUACGUGUGGUGCUGCUCCUCUUUCCAAGGAAACGGAAUUCGAAGUUAGAAAUCGCUUGAACAAUCCGAACUUGAUAGUGAAGCAAGGAUAUGGUUUGACUGAACUCACUGGUGCGGCGGGUGGAGUUCUGUCGUCAAAAGGACUAACAAAACCCGGUAGUGUUGGCGAAGUCAAUACUGGUGUGUCAGCAAAGGUCGUCGACGACAAUGGAAAAACUCUCGGUCCGAAUCAAAAGGGAGAAUUGUGCUUCAAAGGAAGUCUUAUGAUGUUGGGCUAUAUUAAUGACGAAUCGGCAACCAAAGCUACAAUCGAUGAAGAGGGUUGGUUACAUACCGGUGACAUAGGAUAUUUUGACGAAGAUUUGCAAUUCUACGUUGUCGAUCGUAUUAAAGAGCUGAUAAAGUGGAAAGGAUUUCAGGUACCUCCUGCAGAAAUUGAAGCUUUGCUUGUUACCCAUCCGAUGAUAAAAGAGGCAGGCGUUGUGGGAAAGCCAGACGAAGUUGCAGGUGAACUACCACUUGCAUUUGUUGUGAAGGCUAACCCCAACUUGAAGGAAGAAGACGUUAUAUUGUUCGUUCGGGAUAGGACCUCACCGGCGAAGAGACUUCAUGGCGGUGUUAUAUUUGUUGACGAAAUUCCCAAGAAUCCGUCCGGUAAAAUUCUGAGACGAAAACUUCGUGAAUUAUUGCAACAACAUGAAUUGAAGUCAAAGUUGUAAAAGGCACCAUGAAUGAAAUGUCUUUGUGAGGAAGUUUAAAUUUCGGUAAUUAAAUGGCUAAUUAUGGUCUGUUCUUGGACCAUAUACUGGA
This is a messenger RNA of Bradysia coprophila, 1845 nucleotides long. RefSeq names its product luciferin 4-monooxygenase-like. Gene Ontology annotation, molecular function: CoA-ligase activity. Lineage: Eukaryota; Metazoa; Arthropoda; Insecta; Diptera; Sciaridae. The record is from RefSeq and is a predicted model, not a curated record.